This is a messenger RNA of Fusarium poae, 1158 nucleotides long. RefSeq lists its product as uncharacterized. The coding region runs from base 1 to 1158 and encodes 385 amino acids. The transcript has 3 exons. Lineage: Eukaryota; Fungi; Ascomycota; Sordariomycetes; Hypocreales; Nectriaceae. The record is from RefSeq and is a predicted model, not a curated record.
AUGAGCUCACGCUAUCCUAGUCGUGAUGGAGAGUCGUCACCAUAUAAAGACGAUAUCUACUUAGCACACUUCCGAGAUGGUGAGCCUUCAUGGAUUCACGCUAGAGUCCUCAAAUCUUGGCUGCACCUCGAGAAACGGGUUUAUAAGAACCCAGAUGAAGAUUGGCCACUCUGUGUGAACUUCAAGGAAUUUGAUCACCAUAUUGGGCAUGCUAUCAUCCACUUUCUCUACACCGGCAACCAUAGGAACGUCGAACAUCGUGGUCUAGAUUACCAACGCGAACUUGCGGAGAGCAUUCGAGUCUACGUUGCCGCAGCAUCUAUCGAGCUAUGGAACCUAAAUUAUCAUGCGGAUAAAGAGAUCAUAAGACUGUGUGAUCUGCUCAGCCUACAGAACAUCUUUGAUGUUAUUGAUGACCUGAGGGUUGAACUUGACAAGUUUGAAGCUCUGAAAGAGUACCUACAAAGCCGCAUGUUAAAGGGAAACUUCGGUGCACCAGGAGUCACGACGCAAGACGCUCUAUGCGACCUGGAGUCAGCGAACUCAAUUAGCACGCUUGCUCUGAAGACUGUCGUAUUACAACACCAACACAGAAUGGAUAAAGACGAAAAGAAAAAGAAUGCAACAAUGCUGGAUGACCAUGCAUCGAUGCACAUUCAGUCACAGGCACCUGAUACUGGAGUCAAGUCGGGUCUACAGUCUAUGGAGUAUGAGUUGGAGUCUCUAUUGAUCAAGAGGGCCGAAAAGGGACGAAGGUUUACUAAGUCUGACAGAGCGCGUAUGAGGUCACUCAAUGCGGAAAUCAAAAGACUGCAAGCUCUAGGCCCCGUCAAAGACAUCACUGACAUCGAGAGAGGCACCGACAACUCCGCGAAAAGAAACACUCGAACCUCCUUGAUCGAAGUGGCCAGCCGAGACCGAAGCGAGAUGGUAAAGUUAUUUCCACAGACGCCAGAAGAUGAUUCCAAAACCAAACGAAAACUUGAUAAAGUUGCAGCAGGACUGAAGCCAGACCAUACUGGUGCGGCAUGGUUGGGUCGCAAGGGCAAUUCCAAUCACUUUGAUGUCGAUGACUUGGAAUCUUUCGAAGACGAUAUGUCGGUCGCGUCGGACUCAGUCCUAGAGAUGACACCAAGCUCAAACGGCAGCUCUUGGUAG